Closterium sp. Naga37s-1 is the source of this 384-nucleotide messenger RNA. Lineage: Eukaryota; Viridiplantae; Streptophyta; Zygnematophyceae; Desmidiales; Closteriaceae. The record is from the annotation of a GenBank genome assembly.
AUGCCCGAGCCUCUGCUGGAGCCCCCUCCCUCCAAGUUUAGAUUGGAGCCGAGCGGGCAUGAGAUGGUGCUGACGCUGAGAAGGGAGAGCGAGGAGGACGGAGAGGACAUGCUGCUGACUGCGCGGUUUGUACAGGAGAAGGAGCUGAGAGGCGGAGCAGAGGAGGAGGAGGAGGAAGGGGGAGAGGGGGAAGGGGAAGGGGAGGGGGGAGUGAGGGGGUUGAGUGAGGAGGAGAGGAAGAGGAGGAGGUGGCAGAGGCAGGGGAGGGUGGAGGGGGUGAAAAUGGACGAUCUGGUGUCGGGGCAGUGGAAGGAGAAGCUUAUGGAGGGGAUGGACACGGAUGAACGGACCGAGAUUGAGGUGGGUGGGUUCACCAUUACAUGA